GGGAGGGAGGCUGGGGGUUGGAAGGGGCCGUGGAUGGGAUGGGGUGCUGAGCAGAGCCGCUGCCGCUGUCUUCACCCAAACAAACUCGUUCACUUUCUUGCCCUGCGCGCGGCUCCCAUUUCCACCACUCUUCUCUCCAGCAUCAUGAAUCCCUUGACGAAUGUCAAAAAUAUACAGAAGCUGAGUGAGAGGGAGCUGGAGCUUGGCGUGGACUUCAAGCACUCGUGGCACCAGCAGUACAGAGACAGUGCCUGGAUCUUCAUUGGCGGGCUGAACUUUGAGCUGAGCGAGGGAGACAUUAUUUGUGUGUUCUCCCAAUAUGGCGAGAUUGUCAACAUCAAUUUGGUACGAGACAAAAAGACUGGCAAGAGCAAAGGUUUUGCCUUCUUGUGUUACGAAGACCAGCGCUCGACAAUCCUCGCUGUGGACAACUUCAAUGGAAUCAGACUUGCCGGCCGCACCAUCCGGGUGGACCACGUGGAGGAGUACAAGGUGCCCAAGAUGACAGAGGACAUGAUGCCUGAGCAGCAACAGCUUGCUCUGGAAGGCUGUGCACCCCAGCCAAUUGUCCCUGCUACUGAAGGCAACCAGGAAGAACCACUGCACAAAGAUGAAAAAAAUAUAAAGAAAGAAAAGAAUGAGAAAGUUAAAAUAAAGAAAGAAAAAAAGAAAAAGAAGAAAAAGAAAAAGGUAUCAUCUUCCUCCUCCUCAAGUAGCUUGUCAUCCUCUGAUGAGUCUGAGAAUGCUGAGAAAAAGAAGAAAAAGAAAAAGAAGAAGAAAAGGAAGAAGAAGAAGAAGGCAAAGGAUGAAUCACAUAGUAGCAGUGAUGACUCAGAUGAUGAGGAGGUCAGGAAGACAAAGAGGAGCCGAGUAAAGGAAAAAAGUGAUGGAAGCGUGACUGUAAAGGAGGAGAAGAUGGACUCUGGGUAUGACAAAUAUGAACACCCGGACAGCAAGCAAGAUGAGGAGGUGGAGCAGGAACACCGUGUGAAGUCUUCCAGGGAUGGAGAAAGGGGACAGGACAAGUAUAAAGACAGAGACCGAUAUUGUGAUGACAGGUACAGAGACCAGGACAGGUACAGAGAUCAGGACAGGUACAGAGACCAGGACCGUUACAGAGACCACAGCCGAGACAGAGAGGACAGCCUUCUGAGGGACAGCCGGGAGAGGGAGAGAAGACAUGACAGGUACAGGGACAGGGAUGGGGACAGCUAUGGUUACAGGGACGACCGUGAUAGAAUGAGGGAGCAUGGCCACUGGGGAGACAGUUCAGAUGGCCGGUACAGAGGGAGAGGCAGGGGCAGGUACUUUGAUGGGGCACGAGGCAGACACUACAACAACUAUAACAGGAGGGGAAUGUUCAACCGUGGAGGGAGAAUUGGUGGCCGGGGAAGGUUUAGGUUCAGAGGAAGGAGGUAGAGGGAAGGGGAGGACAAGAAGGGAGGCAGUUAGCAGCAAUAGACAGAGAUUUAAGUGUUUCAAAGGAACAUAAAGUUAGGAAGUCAUUAAAGAAAUUGCAUAAUUUUGCUGAGGAAGGAAGGCUGAAUAGAGUGUGAAAGAUGGUAGAAAAUAAGACAGGAAGCUUGUAAAAUUAUAAGUUAGUAUGGGAUUAAGAAACUAAUAGAAGAAAUGAAGACAGGAUAGAAAGGGCAGUUGAGAAGAUUAACUUACAGGAAAAUCUUGUAUGGUGAAGAGUUUAUGUUUACUGAAAAGAAUUGGGCAUUAUGUAGUGGUAUUGUCUCAUAAGAGUUGGUUUCAGAUGACAUGAAAAUCUCCUACAAACCAGACAGGUAACAGUACUUGUUACUUCAUUGCCAGUAAGAUGUAGAUAGCAAUAGCAUGAAUAUGUGUAAGUGAAAAUCAAACAAACACCAUACAAGUAAUUGGAAUCAUAUGAUUAAUUUUUGUAUCUCUGUAGAAGAGUGGUUUGUAAACCCUUAUACUUGCAACAUUAUAGUCAUGAAGACUUGCACUUCAUGAAAUAUUUUGUUUGAUAGUUACAGCUUUGAAUUUCAGUAUCUGUUGUAGCAACAAGCACCUUCCAUCCAAUCCUCUCCAGAUUCCUUUUCAGACUCCCUUGGUCCCUCCAGUACCCCAAGUCUCCACAGUCCCCAUUGUGAGGCAAAACAAAGGCAUAUAAAACAUAGCAGUCGACAUUUGUCAACUGGGCAUGAAGAAAGAUUAUAUUAUUUUACUUUGCUUUCAUUUUAGAUUAAUAUGAUGUUUAAGCUUCACACAACCCCUUGAUCCCUUUGUUCCAUUGGUGAGCUGAUCAGUGUCAUUGUUUUAGGAAAAGAUGGAAAUGUACAGGCAGUUGGUGGGUUAAAGGGUAUAAAGCUUAGUUGUCAAGCUUCUCUGACCAGCCUCUCAGGUGUUGCAGUGACGUCUCAGCCUUUUCUCCCUGAGGUCCAUCAGCCUCUCCAAUAAGGAUGUAGUAAAGCACUUCAACUCUUCUGUGUUAUGAGUUUUAUGUUUGACAAAUUCACUGAAAAAUCUGGUUACUGAACCUUUUAUUUUUUCUGUAUUUAGAAAUUAAUCAAAUGAUGAUGCUGAAAACAA
Messenger RNA from Scylla paramamosain (green mud crab), 2559 nucleotides. Its product is annotated as RNA-binding motif protein, X-linked 2-like. Lineage: Eukaryota; Metazoa; Arthropoda; Malacostraca; Decapoda; Portunidae. Bases 34 to 1419 code for a protein of 461 amino acids. Gene Ontology annotation, molecular function: RNA binding. Gene Ontology annotation, cellular component: U2 snRNP; catalytic step 2 spliceosome; precatalytic spliceosome. The record is from RefSeq and is a predicted model, not a curated record. Gene Ontology annotation, biological process: mRNA splicing, via spliceosome. The transcript is spliced from 5 exons.